This is a messenger RNA of Boleophthalmus pectinirostris (great blue-spotted mudskipper), 1985 nucleotides long. RefSeq names its product dynein, light chain, LC8-type 2a (gene dynll2a). The transcript is spliced from 3 exons. The record is from RefSeq and is a predicted model, not a curated record. Gene Ontology annotation, biological process: cilium assembly; microtubule-based process. The coding region runs from base 318 to 587 and encodes 89 amino acids. Gene Ontology annotation, molecular function: dynein light intermediate chain binding; dynein intermediate chain binding. NCBI's taxonomy places the organism in Eukaryota, Metazoa, Chordata, Actinopteri, Gobiiformes, Gobiidae. Gene Ontology annotation, cellular component: cytoplasmic dynein complex.
CUCCCCUUUUCCCAGUCGGUGGUGCACGCCGUGAAUGAUGCAUUGUGGGAUGAAAUAAGAUGCCGGCAGAGAGGAGCAGCAGAAAAGGCUUGAACCGCACUAGGAGACUGCGGUUCAGCCAAUAGCAGGGUUCAGCAUGCAGCAGAGGGCGGGGAGCAGUUUGAGCGCAGCGGAGACAACCUACAUGCUUAUUGUGUAAAUCUUUAAAAAGCAAUUACAGACAGCAUUAUCAAAGCUUCCCCGAGCAAGACUGAAAUUGCACAUUUUUGACUGAAGCGCACGACAGCGUUCCAAUAGCUCCCACCAUCGUCUUCAACAUGACUGACAGGAAAGCUGUGAUCAAAAACGCUGACAUGUCCGAAGAUAUGCAGCAGGACGCCGUGGACUGUGCCACCCAGGCCAUGGAGAAGUACAACAUAGAGAAGGACAUUGCAGCGUACAUCAAAAAGGAAUUCGACAAGAAGUAUAACCCAACAUGGCACUGCAUUGUCGGGAGAAACUUCGGCAGCUAUGUGACUCACGAGACAAAGCAUUUCAUUUACUUUUACCUGGGCCAAGUGGCUAUUUUGCUUUUCAAAUCUGGGUGAGAGCUUUUGCAAGAUUAUGAAGGAGUACCCAUAAUCAAAAUGCACUGGUGGCUGAUGUCUCUCAUACACUGAUAAUGACAUACCAUAACAAUGCAAACCAGCCGUGCGCAGUUGCAUGGACUAUACACUAUUAAAUAUGUAUGUUACAGUAAGUUUACUUUUUAAUAGUUGCCAUUUGGAUGCAACUGAAGUAGUUUUUGUUAUUGCUGUUAAAUUUUAAGUUGUGGAAAAAAUGAUGGCCCUUGAUUGUAUAAAAAGGAGAGCAUGGAAUGUAUAGGUGCAUCUGCUUUCCUAUAGAAAUUAAGCCCCAAGCCCUUUCUUUUGGGUUAGAUGGUGAAAUUGUAUACUGAGUGAACUAGUUAGAACAUUUCAUUCAUCUUACCAAUGCCAGGAUUUUAGUGGACAUGAAAAGAAACUCCUUAAUUGAGCAGAAUGUUAAUUUCAAUAUUUAGUUUAAAGAUUUUAAAAAAUCAAUGCAUGUGAUUAUGAUAAGUUUAGGCGGAAGAGUGGUAAGCUAGAAAAGCAAUUAAGCACACCUGACAUGAGGAGUGUGGCAGGCGCAUCUAACCAAUAUCCAUAGAGUCCUUUAACACGUUUCACUGUGAAAACAAAUGGCUCCUUCAGACCAACGCCUGUAAUAAGACACAGUAUAAACUACAGACCCCAGCUCAACAGUCUCAACCAACUGCAUGUUUGGGCUUUGAUUUCAUAGACAUUUCAGUUCAUGGAUGUAAUAAUUAUGUUUAUAUUAGCUGUUAUUUUUAGUGGUUGCUAUGGAGUUACGGAAAAAUAUAUUUUGAUGAAUGUGUCUUUCAAUCUAUUGUCUGAUAUAGCCUUAGUUGCAUUAACUCAGUGUUUUUUUUGCAAUGCCAAUGUUGACUGCCAGACAUAAAAUACAAAGGCCUUCUGAGAUGAGAUUGACAAAUUGCUUGUAAGUGGACCUCAUGUCUUGUAAACUAAUUUUGGGAUCAUUCUUUGUCAUGUCAAUAUUUAUAUUAGUUAACUGUACAAUUUCUGGAGACUGGUAAACGUGUUGCUGAGUGUUGUGGGUGUAGUAGCUUAGAGUUAUAGUUGGACCACCACACGGGGUAAAACGUAGCUCUAGUUCUCCCCAUAGUUUAGUUGUGGAUCUGUAACUGAUCUGUUUUUGCGGGACGUCUUCCUGAAGUAUUGUCGAUUUGUAAAUGUUUUAGUAUUUAGUUCCUCUGGCAUGUAUUUUUGCUGUGUUUGUGUAGGAGCCGUUCAAAUGCUGUUAAAUUUGCACAAAAUGUGUGCCUGUCAUUGCUCUAAAAUAUAACUGGCUUGAGUACAAUUGCACUUCAUUAGAGUUAUACAGUAGGUUGCUACAGAACCAAAACCAUAAACUCAAUGAAAUAAAAAAGAAUACUUGUUGACUUA